AUGGCUUACACUCCCUCUGCCGCAAGUCCAAGUACCUCGCUUUGGCGACCGCAUCCACAUCACCGAGCCCCCAUUCGAGCCCUCGCCACCAAGCUCCUCCAGGAGCUCCCGUCCCCCGGCGCCCUCCCCGUCGACCACACCGAGGCAGAGGAGAUCCAACACGCCUCCCGCCUGCCCGCGCACGGCGACUUGGACUGGCACGCGGCGCUCCCGGAUCGCGUGAAGGGGUGGGAGGAGGACCGGCAGAUGUGGAGCGACUGGCAGACGAGCCUGAGCGCGUGGCUGGAGGAGGAGGAGGAGGACCAGUGGAAGGCAUGCUUCGACCCCUGCGUCUGCGGCAUGCACCUCGGCGGCCCCAAGUUCACGCGUUCACGCCCAGCUGUCUGUCCGGGUUCUGGGCAUCUCUGCGACGAACGCGUGCCGUCCCCGCUCCUCCCCAGACGUGUACGCGGUCGGCACACCGAGGGCGCAGGCGGCGGGACGUGCGAGACGUGCGUGGCAAACAGGGAGGAGGAGGCCGAGGCACGGGCGCCGGUGGCAGAGAUCUUGGCGGAGAGGGCAGCAGAGGGCGACGAAGACGAAACCACGGACCUAGAUGACGACUACGACGACCGCCACGAGUACAACCACAACGAUGGGCGAAGAGCAGACCCCCGCACGAUACGAGCAAGCCUGGGGCGCUCUACGGCCGUGUCCGCCCUUGGGACGGCCUCGUCGCCCUCGUCGGUGUCCAGAUCCCACCAAUGGGUGGUUGCGGCAGCGUCCGCCAUCCUCCCCACCGUCUACCGCGGGUACAUCGUUGGUGGGCACAUGCUCGUCGGCGCCUGGCAGCACGCGACUACGAGUGCGCACACGGUCUCGCUCGACGUUCACCGUCUCCAAGGUCGACUGCCUGCACCAGAACGCGCGUUCGCCGCCGCCGCGCUCUCGGCCGAGCGCGUGUUCGCUGCCGCCGUGGACCGCAAGUGGGAACGCGAGCACUUCCAGGCACGCGCAUGCCACACGCCGUCUCCAGGGUUCACCCUGCGGGUGCACGGGUCAGCCAAGCACGACCCGGACCCUUACCCGUGGUACCCGACCCGCCAACCCGCACGGGUGGUGGCCACCCGUGGUGAUCACUAUUCUCACCUGAACUCCCUCGCUCUGAGCUCGCGCCGGCCCUAA
Molecule: messenger RNA, 1164 nt
Organism: Epithele typhae
Lineage: Eukaryota; Fungi; Basidiomycota; Agaricomycetes; Polyporales; Epitheliaceae
Exons: 5
Coding region: 1-1164 (387 amino acids)
Source: RefSeq, a predicted model, not a curated record